This is a messenger RNA of Myotis brandtii (Brandt's bat), 2738 nucleotides long. RefSeq names its product transmembrane channel-like 4 (gene TMC4). NCBI's taxonomy places the organism in Eukaryota, Metazoa, Chordata, Mammalia, Chiroptera, Vespertilionidae. The record is from RefSeq and is a predicted model, not a curated record. Gene Ontology annotation, molecular function: mechanosensitive monoatomic ion channel activity. The transcript is spliced from 20 exons. The coding region runs from base 1 to 2550 and encodes 849 amino acids. Gene Ontology annotation, cellular component: plasma membrane.
AUGGGGGUCGGGAGACCUGCGUGCUCGAAGAGGGAAGUGCUGGGGGACCAGAUCCUCGUAGGAGGAGGGGGCUGGAGGCCUGGGUUUCCGAAAGAGGGUCCCUACGGGUGGAAUCUAUUCUUGGAGGAGGAAGGGCCUGGAGGUCCGGAUUCUUAUGUUCUCAAAGGAGAGGAGCUGAGGACCAUGUCGCCAGAGGAGUGGACAUAUCUAGUGGUUCUGCUUAUCUCCAUCCCCAUCGGCUUCCUCUUUAAGAAAGCUGGACCUGGGCUGAAGAGAUGGGGGGCGGCCGCCGUGGGCCUGGGGCUCACCUUGUUCACCUGUGGCCCCCACACUUUGCACUCUCUGAUCACCAUCCUUGGGACCUGGGCCCUCAUUCAGGCCCAGCCCUGCUCCUGCCACGCCCUGGCCCUGGCCUGGACCUUCUCCUACCUCCUGUUCUUCCGCGCGCUCAGCCUGCUGGGCCUGCCCACUCCCACGCCCUUCACCAACGCCGUGCAGCUGCUGCUGACACUGAAGGUCUCCCCCUGGGGGAAGAGGUACCUUGAAUACUGCAUGCCUGAGAGGCCGGAGGCGGAGCUAAGACCUGGGCUGAAGAGAUGGGGGGCGGCCGCCGUGGGCCUGGGGCUCACCUUGUUCACCUGUGGCCCCCACACUUUGCACUCUCUGAUCACCAUCCUUGGGACCUGGGCCCUCAUUCAGGCCCAGCCCUGCUCCUGCCACGCCCUGGCCCUGGCCUGGACCUUCUCCUACCUCCUGUUCUUCCGCGCGCUCAGCCUGCUGGGCCUGCCCACUCCCACGCCCUUCACCAACGCCGUGCAGCUGCUGCUGACACUGAAGGUCAGACUCCCCUCCACCCUCCCGGCAGGCCCGACGCUGUCCUCGGUGCUGAAUGAACUGCCCAGCGCUGCUACCCUUCGGUACCGAGGCCCGGGGGUGCUGCCCUGGGGCGCGCUGGAGGAGGACGAGGAUGAAGAGAGGAACAUCCAGGCCUUCGCAGAAGCCGCAGAGAAGGAGCUGCAGGACCCUGGCCCUUCCCGGGAGCUGCCCUGGCCCAUGCAGGCCCGACGGGCACACAGGCAGCGCCACGCCAGGGACCAAAUGGCUCAGGGGUCCGGGUCCAGGGUGGCCAACUGGGCCCUGCGGCUUCGGAGGUCCAAGGAGAAGAUGCGAGAAGGCUUGCACACCCUGGAGCCCUGGGGGUGGACUCUGAAGAGGAUCGGGGGCCAGUUUGGCGCGGGUACCGAGUCCUACUUCUUGCUGCUGCGCUUCCUGCUGUUUCUCAACGUGCUGGCCUCGGUGCUGAAGGUCUGCAUGACUCUGCUGGGCCGGGCCUGGGGGGGGCUUCUGGUGCUGGGUGUGGCCUCGGGGGGCGGGGCCAGGAGAUCUAAAUUGUCACCUGGAGCCCGGCAGGGAGGAGGGUGGCGGGUUGGGUUUGGAGCUCAGACUUCGGGGUGCGGAAGGAAGAGGCCGGGGAACCCCCUCCAGCGUGGGGGCUCCUCCGGGACCCCAGCCUCUCCUCGCGGCCCCCUUCCCUCCCAGAAGUUGCCCCUUGUCAGCCGGACGCGGCUGCUCCAGCUCGGGGUGGAUUACCUGCCGUCCAUCUUCAUCUCCGGGGUCAACUUGGUGCUGCCGCCCGUGUUCAAGCUCAUCACCCCGCAGGAGGGACCUGGCACUCGGCCCUGGCUGACCCCCCUCCUCUCCCCGGCCAGGACCGUGUUUCUCCGCCUGGCUUCCCUGCUGGUCCUGCUCUCCUCUCUCUGGAAUCAGAUCACGUGCGGGGGCAAUGCAGAGGCCGAAAAGUGCAAAGCCUGUGGCUACAAUUACAAAGAACUUCCGUGCUGGGAGACUCGGCUGGGGCAGGAGAUGUACAAACUCCUGAUCUUUGACCUGCUGACUGGCCUGGCCACAAUGCUGCUCAUCCAGUUCCCGCAGAAGCUGCUUUGUGGUCUGUGUCCCGGGCCGCUGGGUCGGCUGGGGACCCAGGAAUUCCAGGUGCCCGACGAGGUGCUGGGGCUCAUCUACGCGCAGACAGUGGUCUGGGUGGGGAGUUUUUUCUGCCCUCUACUGCCCCUGCUCAACACGGCCAAGUUCCUGCUGCUCUUCUACCUGAAGAAGCUCACCCUCUUCUCCACCUGCUCCCCGGCCUCCCGCACCUUCCGGGCCUCCACGGCGAACUUCUUCUUCCCCAUGGUCCUCCUCCUGGGACUGGCCAUCUCCGCCAUCCCUGUGCUUUACAGCAUCUUCCUGAUCCCGCCCUCUAAGCUGUGCGGUCCAUUCCGGGGGCAGCUGUUCAUCUGGGACCAGAUCCCGGAGUCGAUUUCCAGACUCCCUCAGAUCACGCAGGACUUCCUCUUCUUCCUGGGGACCCAAGCUUUUGCUGUGCCCCUUCUGCUGAUCUCCAGCAUCCUGAUGGCGUAUACCCUGGCCCUGGCCAACUCCUAUGGAGGCCUCAUCUCGGAGCUCAAACGGCAGGUAGAGAAGGAGGCGCGGAACAAGGUCUUCCUGGCACAGCGCGCCGUGGCGCUGAGCUCGGACCACGGGGCCCUUUGACCUCCCCAGCCUGGCUCAGACCCAGACCUGCCCCCAAACCUUUGUAAGCCUCGGCCACGUCAUCUGUAAAAUGAGAGAAUGGAGAGGACUGUUCUUCCUUCCCGUCCUGGGAUUCUGAGAUUUUCGGGGCCCUGGACACCCCCGACUGUCCAGGGAACCCCAUUCUUGUAUCAAUAAACACAGCGGAG